GCGGCUGAGGGGAGCGGAGCCGAGGCCCUGACGCCAUGUCGACAUCGCUGGGCUCCAACACCUACAACCGGCAGAACUGGGAGGACGCGGACUUCCCUAUUCUGUGCCAGACAUGUCUUGGAGAAAACCCGUAUAUUCGAAUGACCAAAGAAAAAUAUGGAAAAGAAUGCAAGAUUUGUGCCAGGCCUUUCACAGUAUUCCGCUGGUGCCCUGGUGUUCGUAUGCGUUUCAAGAAAACAGAAGUAUGCCAGACAUGCAGCAAGCUGAAGAACGUCUGUCAAACCUGUCUGCUUGACCUGGAAUAUGGUUUGCCUAUUCAAGUCCGGGAUGCAGGACUUUCCCUUAAGGAUGAAAUGCCGAAGUCUGACGUCAAUAAAGAGUACUACACCCAGAACAUGGAACGAGAGAUAUCCAAUUCUGAUGGCACUAGACCAGUUGGUGCGCUAGGAAAAGCUACUUCUACCAGCGACAUGCUGCUGAAGCUGGCUCGGACCACUCCUUACUAUAAACGUAACCGUCCUCACAUCUGUUCCUUCUGGGUAAAAGGAGAAUGCAAGAGAGGAGAAGAGUGUCCCUACAGACACGAGAAACCUACAGAUCCAGACGAUCCUCUGGCUGAUCAGAACAUCAAAGAUCGUUACUAUGGAAUUAAUGAUCCUGUGGCUGAUAAACUUCUGAAACGAGCAUCAACCAUGCCUCGUCUAGACCCCCCUGAUGACAAGACUAUUACUACACUGUAUGUUGGAGGGCUUGGAGAUACUAUCACUGAAUCAGAUCUCAGAAAUCACUUCUACCAGUUUGGGGAGAUUCGGACGAUAACUGUAGUGCAGAGGCAACAGUGUGCUUUCAUCCAGUUUGCCACUCGGCAAGCUGCAGAAGUGGCUGCUGAGAAAUCCUUCAACAAACUGAUUGUCAACGGUCGCAGGCUCAAUGUCAAAUGGGGAAGGUCCCAGGCAGCAAGAGGAAAAGAAAAGGACAAGGAAGGUACUACAGAAUCUGGGAUAAAGCUGGAGCCAGUUCCAGGACUUCCCGGAGCUCUCCCCCCUCCUCCAGCUGCGGAAGAGGAAGCUUCUGCAAAUUACUUCAACCUACCUCCAAGUGGCCCUCCAGCCGUGGUUAACAUUGCCUUGCCACCUCCUCCUGGCAUCGCUCCACCACCACCUCCAGGUUUUGGACCACAUAUGUUCCACGCCAUGGGCCCCCCACCUCCCUUCAUGAGAGCCCCAGGCCCCAUUCACUACCCGUCUCAAGAUCCCCAGAGGAUGGGUGCCCACGCGGGAAAGCACAGCAGCCCCUAGCACGUCGUGCCACCCUCAUCAUUUAAAGUGUUUGCCCAGGAGCAACUGUGUCCUGCAUGGAGCCUGCCGUUGAGUAAGAUGUAUGUACACGUGGCUGGAGGAUUUUAAGUUUACCUGUAUGUCGGCUGCUUUCACAUAAUGGAUCUGUGGACAUCUUUCUGUAAAGCAAAACAUGAUGGGACCUGUU
Molecule: messenger RNA, 1485 nt
Organism: Gavia stellata (red-throated loon)
Lineage: Eukaryota; Metazoa; Chordata; Aves; Gaviiformes; Gaviidae
Gene: RBM22
Product: RNA binding motif protein 22
Exons: 12
Coding region: 36-1298 (420 amino acids)
Cellular component (GO): Prp19 complex; U2-type catalytic step 2 spliceosome; U2-type catalytic step 1 spliceosome
Molecular function (GO): U6 snRNA binding; pre-mRNA binding; metal ion binding
Source: RefSeq, a predicted model, not a curated record